AUGUCUUAUAAAUCGUAUGCUAUGGAGCUGAGACGAGACCAGUGUCAGUUGAAUUUCUAUGAUCUUCAAAAAAAAAUUAUUCCUGAGAUCAAGUUAAGCAGUGAUUUCCCGAUUUGCACCUGGAAGAAUGGGGAUGAACACAGAUGGAUUGAAAUAGUUAAAGAAGCAUUUGGUGACUAUAUGUCUGAUUGGAGUGCUGAGAAAUUUGUUGAGAGGUAUGCAUCAAGUCCCCUGUUUAAGGAAGAUGGCUUUUUCUUCAUCAGACAUAAAGAGAGAUAUGUAGCCACAGCAUUUGCCUGGCAAGAAAAAACAAACUCAUCCGAAGGACGUCUUCAUUGGUUAGCAGUGUUGCCUGAGUAUCACAGGCGUGGCUUGGGGAGAACUCUUGCAUUGCAUGUUCUUUAUUAUCAUAAGGAUCAUGGGAAGCAAUCAGUGUGUCUUAAAACUGAGAUUUACAGACAUUCUGCAAUUAAACUUUACAAAGACAUUGGAUUUGUUUGUGUUGCUAAAGGGACCUGACAGAGCCACCAAAACAAAUUAUCACUCUAUUUGCAAUGUAGGUGUCAUCCUUUGCAACUUGCAUAUACAAGGGAAGGGACAUAGACCACUUUCAUAAAUGGCUGCUGGACUAAUAUUCUUUUGUUUAAAUUUAAAUUAGCCUUUCUGGCCU
Molecule: messenger RNA, 670 nt
Organism: Stylophora pistillata
Lineage: Eukaryota; Metazoa; Cnidaria; Anthozoa; Scleractinia; Pocilloporidae
Molecular function (GO): N-acetyltransferase activity
Source: RefSeq, a predicted model, not a curated record